UUUUGUCGUCUGUUUUGUAGGAGAGAUGAUCGCGAGUGAUCCUUCCCUCGAUCCUCGUCGAUCGCUCGCGCUGGACAUCAUCGCUGCCUCAUCUCAUCAACCACUGGCAUCGUCGCAGGGCAGUUAGUUGAAGAGAGGGUGCGUGUUGAGGACUACCAAGUGGUGUUGUUGUUGCGGUGCUCGGUGCUGAGGUGCCUCGGUGCGCGAUUGUUGAGGGUCCAAUUGUGGAUUGCGGUGACGAGCUGCUGCUGGUGGGAUUUCGAGGAGGUUCGCAGCGAUUUUCUCAUCAUUCGUCGCAGAAACGGAAUCAUUGGGUGAUUUGCAGACCUCGGCACUCCACAGCUGGAAUCUGAAGUUAAUUUAAGAGGAGCUGCGCUCACUGACGCAAGCGUAACAUGAAUUAUUCUAAAUUACCUCAGUACGUGAUUUCAUGAGCGAAUUCUGGGCCUAUGCAUGAGUCCAACUUGUCUGUAAAAUUGAACUUAUAUAAAUCCUUAGUUGGUGAGUUCGUCAUAGGGUAUGGAAUUGGCCAAAGGUCUCUAUAUUCAUGAAAAAGAUGAUGGGACGAAGUAAGAUCCGGUUACGGAACGCUGCAAUUCCCGCAGUCUCCAGCUUCGCGUUGAUCUUUGGUUCGGCGCUUCUGUCUCUGGCCAUCUUGUCGUUCAUCUCGGCCAGGGUGCUUGAUGGUGAGAAUGCAACCACUAGCACCAAUCUCUUCCCUUCGGCUCUGUUGUCUAGACCUUCACCAGCCAAGUUGCAAGCCAUGGAGCUGGCCCCUGGUGAGAAGCAAGCGGCUGUAGCUGCUCAAUAUCCGAACCAAACAAUGGACCCUGUGGAGGAGUUGCGCACCUUGCAGAAUGUACCGGCGAGGUGGAAUGUAGGAGGGGCGUACUUAUGGGAGGCAGAAAAUACAGAAUGGUACUACGGAUGCAGUGACUCCAGUCGUUUCUUUCCUUCUGGGCCACCUCCGGAAUCGAAUGGUUACUUGUAUAUUGCAGCUAGUGGGGGGCUAAACCAGCAGCGCACUGGGAUUACAGACGCAGUUGUGGUGGCGAAGCUUUUGAAUGCCACGCUUGUAGUCCCGCAGCUGGAUCAUAAAUCAUAUUGGAAAGACAACAGCAAUUUCAGCGAUAUCUUCGACGUGGAUUGGUUCAUCUCUUCUGUAUCCAAAGAUAUCAGAGUCAUCAAGGACCCUGGUCUAGAAAAAUCAGUGUAUACCAGAGGAGUUCCACGGAAGGCCAAGCCAGCCUACUACCUUUCGAAAAUUCUUCCAAUCCUGCAAAAAAGAAAGGCACUACGAUUGAACCGAUUUGACUAUAGGUUGUCAAAUAGACUCAGAAGAGACUGGCAAAAACUAAGAUGCAGGACCAACUACAAGGCACUGCGAUUUACAAGCAACAUACAGGCGAUGGGUCAGACUCUGUUGGACAGGAUGCGGGCCAAGAGUGGCGGCCGUUUCAUUGCGUUGCAUCUAAGGUACGAAUCAGACAUGCUAGCGUUUUCGGGAUGCUACUAUGGAGGAGGCUCGAAGGAGAUUGCGGAACUGGGUUUGCUCCGCAAGCGUUGGAAGACAAUUCAUCACGUCAAUUUUGAGCGGGCGCGGCGCAAUGGAAAAUGUCCGCUGACGCCGAAAGAAGUUGGUCUCAUGCUUCGAGCUCUCGGUUACGGAAAAGACACAUACCUGUAUGUGGCCUCUGGGGAGGUCUACAACGGUGAAGAUUCGCUUGCGCCCUUGAAGGCGCUAUUUCCUAACUACUUCACAAAGGAGACACUCGCCAGAAAGGAAGAACUAGAGCCAUUCACUCAAUAUUCCUCCCGCAUGGCAGCCGUGGAUUAUAUUGUAUGCUCACAGAGCGAUGUCUUCGUGACGAAUAACAACGGCAACAUGGCGCGGAUACUGGCAGGGGAAAGGCGAUACCACGGCCACAAGCGGACCAUUCGGCCAAACGUGAGAAAACUCAACCUCUUGUUCUCAGUAUUCCAGCAGACUCCAUGGGCGGAGUUUGCUGCCGAAGUGCAGCGAGUGCAGAAGGGCUUCAUGGGCGAUCCGAAUGAGGUGAAGAUUGGACGAGGGGAGUUUCACGAACACCCACUGGUCUGCAUUUGCGCUAGACCUGGAGCGCCCCCUGUCGCGGGACAGGUGCAACAGGCGCUCGGCAGUACGACAGCCGCGGAGACCGAACAGGAAACUACAGAAACAGAGAUAGAUGCGCCAGGAACACCAGACACUGCCACUGAAGAGGAAGAGGGAGAGGAAGAGAGCAAGGAGGAAGAAGAGGACCUUCCCAUGAUCAUCGAAGAAGAGCAGUCCGUCAAUGCGGAGCUGGAGCACGAGCACUCCGACGCCGGGGGAAUGCAAGUGAUCAGUCUAGACGGUGACGACAGCUUCGACUUGAGAAACAAAAAAGCCUAAACACCCCCAUUGCGACAACCUCAUAUCUAUCUCACCCCAUGUGGAGCAACCCACUAGCUUCGACAGCUACCAAUUCCUAGACAACUUCGGGACACAUCUAGAAAGCGAAGUUACUGUUCUUCGAGGAAGACCAUCGAAUCAUCUGCCCAGCUACAGUGUGAAAUCUGUGGCCUCUAGCAGAAGUAACAUGUGCGCGUCCACGACAAAUUACACUCACCGUACCAUACGCAUCCCUGGAACCAGUGAGAGUUUUGUUGACGAAGGAACUGAAAACUGGAGGGCGGGGUCCCUCGAAGUUUGCAGACUCCGAGUUGGAUAUGGUGAGAUAGUUGAACAACAUGGUGGCUAGUUCUUGUGCUACAGUUCACAGCAGCAUGGAAACCAUUGUGCACGACGUGGGGCUUCUGUCACGUCUCCGCCGCCCUCGUUGCUGAUGAUGCGGAGCAGCAGCAACCAUUGACUCGAUCAUUUCUUCGUUGAGAAAACUAAACAGGCUUCUUAGGAGUCUCGAAAGUUUUCUGUAACGCAUAUAUUUUGUAGUUUUGCUGAUGUCUCUCCUUUGUCUUCACUACUUUCUGGAUUUUAAAGCGGAAACAUUCUUUGCAUUUUUUGGAGAUUGUUAAUUGGUGUACGUGUUUUGUAAGUGUCAGUUUUUUUUUGAUUAACUUGAUUUCUUGAAAAUCAGGUACUGAAUGAACUGAAAAAUUGUUCCUAAAAAUGAAUAUUAAUUUUUUUGAAGAA
Physcomitrium patens is the source of this 3154-nucleotide messenger RNA. Its product is annotated as protein ROOT HAIR SPECIFIC 17. The record is from RefSeq and is a predicted model, not a curated record. Lineage: Eukaryota; Viridiplantae; Streptophyta; Bryopsida; Funariales; Funariaceae.